UUACUGUAGUCACCUGAGCCUCCUCCAGUGACACCGCCAGUCUGUGAGCCGUCGGCCCGACUCUGUGGAUCAGUGUGUGUGAGAGAGAAGAGUGUGUGAGCGCGGGAUGAACAUGGAUGAUUUCGACAUGCUGAGCGCGGGGAACGGUGUGGCCGCUGAGCAGCACCAGGAGGACGAGGACCCCGCGGCGGCGUUCCUCGCCCAGCAGGAGAGUGAGAUCGCGGGCAUCGAGAACGAGGAGGGCUUCAGCAUCCUGGACGGAGGAGAGCUUCCACCGGGCCUCAGCGACAUCAACGGUGGAGUGCUGAAUGGAGAUCUACAUGAGACUAACGGCCCCUCCGACCUGUACGCUGCCAUCUCCAGCGUGGACCGCAUGCAGGCGGAGCCUGAGAGCCUGCGCAAGUGGAGGGAGGAGCAAUGUGACCGGCUGGAGGAGCUGGAUGAGAACUCCCGUAAACAGGAAGUGGAGUGGAAGGAGAAGGCGAAGGAGGAACUGGAGGAGUGGCACGCUCGCCAGGAGGAACAACUCGCCAAGACUAAAGUCAACAACAGGGUUUUGGACGAGGAUUUCUACAAACAGCCCUUCGCUCACCUGAUCGGUUAUGUCACUCAUAUUAACCAUCCUUGCUACCGCCUAGACCAGGCAGCAGAGGAGGCGAUCCUCUCGGAGGCAGAUGACAGCAGUCCCGGGACGGAGUGGGAGCGCGUGGCACGACUCUGCGACUUCAAUCCCAAAUCCAGCAAACAGGCCAAAGACGUGUCCCGCAUGCGCUCGGUCCUCAUCUCACUCAAACAGAGCCCGCUCGUACGCUAGAACACACACACACUCACGCGGUUAGGGCCUGAGCCGCAUCACUUCCUGUCUGCACUCACAAGUGUUAAAUAUACACAUAUAUAUAUCAUGAUGAUCUAUAUAUAAAUAUAUAAAUAUAUAUAUAUAUAUAUAUAUAAAAAAUUUAAUAUCUCCCAGCAGCCCCGGGGUCAGAGCUCUUGCUCACUCUCUCUUUCUCUCUCUCCCUUACACACACACACACACACACACACACACACACACACACACACACACACUUUUAUCCAUAAACACAUCCAUGUAUAAUAAUUACAAUAUUCACGUUAGUGUUUGUUUCUUUAAAGGACCAAAUUCCAGCAUCAUGAUUUCUAUUUACAGCUGUGUGUGUUUGUGUGUGUGUGUGUGUGUGUGUGUUAUUCAAUCUAUGCAGGAAUGAUGUAUAACUGUGGUGUGUGUGUGUGGUGUAGUCGUGUUGAUUUAGUGUCAGGUGUUUGUGUGUGUGUGUAUACGAGUGUGUAGAUUAUAAAGACCGGACCAGUGUAUACUCUCACAGCUCGGUGUUCAGAGCCGCAGCUCGGUUCUCCUUGGUGUUGUUUUUGUCCAGAUUCUGAUUAAAACCCGGAUGAAACCCGA
Molecule: messenger RNA, 1423 nt
Organism: Clarias gariepinus (North African catfish)
Lineage: Eukaryota; Metazoa; Chordata; Actinopteri; Siluriformes; Clariidae
Gene: clta
Product: clathrin, light chain A
Exons: 7
Coding region: 107-814 (235 amino acids)
Biological process (GO): intracellular protein transport; clathrin coat assembly; clathrin-dependent endocytosis
Cellular component (GO): synaptic vesicle membrane; plasma membrane; clathrin coat of coated pit
Molecular function (GO): structural molecule activity; clathrin heavy chain binding
Source: RefSeq, a predicted model, not a curated record